Molecule: messenger RNA, 1392 nt
Organism: Orycteropus afer afer
Lineage: Eukaryota; Metazoa; Chordata; Mammalia; Tubulidentata; Orycteropodidae
Gene: ARK2C
Product: ring finger protein 165
Exons: 10
Coding region: 1-1392 (463 amino acids)
Biological process (GO): motor neuron axon guidance; positive regulation of BMP signaling pathway
Molecular function (GO): ubiquitin protein ligase activity; zinc ion binding
Source: RefSeq, a predicted model, not a curated record
AUGAAGGUGGUCUUUGAGGGGGUGGCCCAGCAGAGCUGUGUGGCCCAGGCUCUUUGCUUCUCCCUUGUCUGUACUCAACCACAGGCUGCGACUGCCACCGCGGCAGCGCCUCCACGUGGGGAUCCACAGGAGCCUGGAACCCUGAUGCCACAUCUCCGCCUGUGCGCUGUGGAAGUGGGCGUGUCUGUGCACAUGGCGGGCGUGUCUGUGUCACACAUGGGUCGAGUGGCCCGGGAUUUUCUGGGCUAUCAGGCUCUGCACGUGCGCAAGCCUCCCAGCGCACGUCCCCGAGUGACCUGUGCGCUGCGUGCAGGGCCUCCGAGUCGUGUGCACUUCAUGUGCUCGUGCCCGUCUCUAUUCCACGUCGGCUAUCUCGUGCUUCCAGUGUUUGGCUCUGUGCGAAACAGAGGUGCCCCCUUUCAAAGGUCUCAGCAUCCUCACGCUACCUCCUGCCGCCACUUCCACCUGGGCCCCCCACAGCCGCAGCAACUCACCCCCGACUUCCCUCUGGCCCACCCCGUGCAGUCGCAGCCGGGCCUCAGCGCCCACAUGGCCCCGGCCCACCAGCACAGCAGCGCCCUGCACCAGUCGCUGACCCCGCUGCCCACCCUCCAGUUCCAGGACGUCACAGGUCCCUCCUUCCUACCUCAGGCCCUGCACCAGCAAUACCUCCUGCAACAGCAGCUCCUGGAAGCCCAGCACCGCAGGCUGGUCUCACACUCCAGGCGGAGUCAGGAGCGUGUGUCUGUCCACCCCCACCGCCUCCACCCCAGCUUCGACUUCGGCCACCAACUGCAGACUCCUCAGCCCAGGUAUUUGGCUGAGGGCACUGACUGGGAUCUCAGCGUGGAUGCCGGCUUGAGUCCUGCCCAGUUCCAGGUGCGACCCAUCCCUCAGCACUAUCAGCAUUACCUAGCGACUCCUCGAAUGCACCACUUCUCCAGAAACUCCUCCUCCACACAGAUGGUCGUUCAUGAAAUCCGCAACUACCCUUACCCUCAGCUCCACUUCCUGGCUCUCCAGGGGCUGAACCCCAGCAGACACACCUCUGCCGUGCGGGAGAGCUAUGAGGAACUGCUGCAGCUGGAGGACAGAUUGGGAAAUGUGACUCGAGGAGCUGUGCAGAACACCAUUGAAAGGUUCACCUUCCCCCACAAGUACAAGAAGCGAAGACCCCAGGAUGGCAAGGGCAAGAAGGAAGAUGGGGAGGAGUCUGACACAGAUGAAAAAUGCACAAUUUGUCUGUCUAUGCUCGAAGACGGAGAAGAUGUGAGACGCUUACCCUGUAUGCAUCUCUUUCACCAACUGUGCGUGGACCAGUGGCUCGCCAUGAGCAAGAAAUGCCCCAUCUGCCGAGUGGACAUUGAGACACAGUUGGGAGCCGACAGCUGA